GUCGCUACGUGUUUGACCUUGCCUCAUGUGUGACGACAACCCGGAAUAAGGAAGAGCAAAGUAAAGAACAGCUAGCGGCUGUGUAGCUCCAUCCCGAGUGUCCCACAGCUAAAACUUUCACUUUAUCUACUAUUAUAACAUUUUUGCAGGUGCGUCCGCUGUGCCAAUCAUCUUGCCAGCUGGAAAAUGCAGUCUGGCAGGGAAAGACUCUGGAUCUUUGCUGCAGCCAUACUGCUGACCUUGUUUCUGCUGGAUGCUGUUGGUGUUGCACAGGCGAAGAACUUUGAGGAUGUUCGCUGCAAGUGCAUCUGCCCACCACACAGAAACAUCAGUGGCCACGUGUAUAACAGAAAUGUCUCCCAGAAGGAUUGUAACUGCCUCCAUGUAGUGGAUCCCAUGCCUGUGCCUGGCCACGAAGUGGAAGCUUAUUGCCUGUUGUGUGAGUGCAAGUAUGAGGAACGAAGUAGCAACACCAUCAAGAUAACCAUCAUCAUUUACCUGUCUGUUGUGGGUGCACUGCUGCUCUACAUGCUGUUCCUGCUACUGGUAGAUCCUCUUAUUCGCAAACAUGACCCAUACACCCAGCCGCUGCACAACGAGGAGGACUCUGAGGAGAUGCGACCACAAGUGGACAGCAGUCAGGCCAGAGGAAACACGGUCCUGGAGCGGGUUGAGGGAGCACAGCAGCGCUGGAAAAAGCAGGUCCAGGAACAGCGCAAAACUGUUUUUGACCGUCACAAGAUGCUUAGUUAAAUCCUACAGCUGAUCUCAAGCCAAGCUUAGAAUAGGUAACGUCCCUCUGCUCAGCACUCUUACACCCUCACCAGCUGCUAUCUGGUAAUCUAGUAUCUCUUUGUCACCAAUGUGCAGCACACCUUCUGAAUAAUCAUUUUAUUGCUUAGAAGUAUUUAACCACACUGAUCUAACAAAAAGAUUUUUUUUUAUUAUAUGUAUGAGUUUAGGGUAAAUUGCAGGAAAAACAGCAUGUUUUCACACUCUUAACUGCUCGAUCACUUAACUGCUUAACCAAUUCAGCAAGUUUGAUUUUGAAGUAAGAUUUUGAACGUCUUGGUAAAGUAUGAACCAUUUUUGUCUUUUUUAGUCAGACUUUUAAGCUUCCUUAUGAUGUUUUUUUUUGGUAGCUACUUGUCAAAUUUGUGUAAUAUUAAGGUGGUUAACUUGUAGCAUAAUUUAUGAAUUUACUUGCUAAAAUGUAAAAUUUACUGUAUGUAUGUUAUUUGUCAGUAUUUUGUUAGAAAUAGUACCCUGUGUGCCAAAUAUUGGACAUUCCCUAGUUUAUCACUAAUAAUGAUUUAUUUGUUAUUAUAAUUUAUUUAUUCCCCAUUGCUGUGGAUAUUAACAUGGGUAUAUUAUCAUCACAGAGUAAUUAAAGGAUUGUAUAUUUUUGGUUUUUUAUAUUUAAUGCUUUGACAUUUCUACCUUUAAGACGGCCCUAAUAUGUGCCUUUUUCUGUUUCUCUCCUUGUGUGGGUCAGUGUGUUAAGCAAACUCCAGUGCAAAACUUUGCUCUGAAAUGUUCAAAGUUCACAAGUUGUAAAACAUAGGUAUUUACAUAAGUAUUUACAAUACGGUGAGGUCUACCAGUGCAUUCGGUGAGCAUAUCAUCCAUCUAUGACCUGGACACAAGGCCACAUUUGCGUGCUGUAUUUUUCAGUUUGAUGGAACAUACUUUCCCAUGCAAAGAGAGAAAUGGAGAGUGGGGCAUUUAACAGAGCUUUAAAGCCAUCCACAGUUGAAUCAAAGCUCUGCCACUGAAUGUGAUAAAUCAGUAAAGAUGCUGAGAAUGUGGUUAAGUGUGGCAGAAUCGGGUUGCUUCAUGACUUUGAAGGUCCCUUGAGUGCAUCAUUAUUUGUCAGCGAAUUCUCAUUCGCAUCUUACCACUGAAGGUCUCUUUUGGGGAAUUUUUAAUGCGACAAAGGCCAAGACACACUGAGUCACAUUACCUCAUGCACUUUGUGAACUGCUGAAGUUUAUUUGCCUGUAAAGGUUUGUUUUAUUACUGAAUUUUUGGAUUUAUUGAUUUAAGUAUCAUUUAAUGUCACUGGUAUCAGUGGUUUUUAUUUUAGGUUUAUCUGUGAUUAUGCAGUAUUGCACUGCUCAUGUCUGCGCAUUCAGCUUUAAGAGAAAUAAUAAAAAAAAAGAGUUGCAAAA
Scatophagus argus is the source of this 2171-nucleotide messenger RNA. It is a transcript of the gene tmem9, whose product is annotated as transmembrane protein 9. Gene Ontology annotation, cellular component: lysosomal membrane. NCBI's taxonomy places the organism in Eukaryota, Metazoa, Chordata, Actinopteri, Scatophagidae. The transcript is spliced from 6 exons. Bases 187 to 753 code for a protein of 188 amino acids. The record is from RefSeq and is a predicted model, not a curated record.